UUUUUGGCAGGCCAGCCUUCCAUCACCAAGUACCAAGUCCCAGGAGAGGAGAAAGAUAGCAACUCCAACCACAAGUGUCUGCUCAGGACACAGCUUCAGUCCUUCGUGGUCCCGUCUCCCGAGGGCUCCGGGACCUCGGGACUCGUUACUUUCAUUCAAGACCCUACAAGGACAUAACGAGGCCCUGGGAAUCCCCCUGAGACCCACUUGAGCAUGACCCGGGAUGAGGCCCUCCCUGACUCCCAUUCUGCACAGAGCUUCUAUGAGCACUAUGAACCCAAGGAGAUCUUGGGCAGGGGGGUCAGCAGCGUGGUCAGGCGCUGUAUCCACAAACCUACAUGCCAGGAAUAUGCAGUGAAAAUCAUCGACAUCACAGGCGGAGGCAGCUUCAGCUCGGAGGAGGUGCAGGAGCUCCGGGAAGCCACACUGAAGGAGGUGGACAUCCUGCAGAAGGUCUCGGGACACCCCAACAUCAUACAGCUGAAGGACACUUACGAGACCAACACUUUCUUCUUCUUGGUAUUUGACCUGAUGAAGAGAGGGGAACUCUUUGACUACCUCACUGAGAAAGUCACCUUGACUGAGAAGGAAACCAGAAAGAUCAUGCGGGCCCUGCUGGAGGUGAUCAGCACCCUGCACAAACUCAACAUUGUCCAUCGGGACCUGAAGCCGGAGAACAUCCUUCUAGAUGAUGACAUGAACAUCAAGCUCACAGACUUCGGGUUUUCCUGCCAGCUGCAGCCGGGAGAGAGGCUCCGAGAGGUCUGUGGGACCCCCAGUUAUCUGGCCCCCGAAAUCAUCCAGUGUUCCAUGGACGACAGCCAUCCUGGCUACGGGAAGGAGGUGGACAUGUGGAGCACUGGGGUCAUCAUGUACACGCUGCUGGCUGGCUCCCCACCCUUCUGGCACCGGAAGCAGAUGCUGAUGUUAAGGAUGAUCGUGGAUGGCAAAUACCAGUUUGGCUCGCCAGAAUGGGAUGACUACUCAGACACAGUGAAAGACUUGGUGUCUCGCUUCUUGGUGGUGAAACCCCAGGACCGCUGCUCAGCAGAAGAGGCCCUGGCGCAUCCUUUCUUCCAGCAGUACGUGGUGGAGGAAGUGCGACACUUCAGUCCCCGGGGGAAGUUCAAGGUGAUCUGUCUAACCGUGCUGGCCUCGGUAAAGAUCUACUACCAGUACCGUCGGGUGAAGCCGGUAACCAGGGAGAUCGUCAUCCGGGACCCCUAUGCCCUGAGGCCCCUGCGGAGGCUCAUCGACGCCUACGCUUUCCGAAUAUACGGCCACUGGGUGAAGAAAGGUCAGCAGCAGAAUCGGGCUGCCCUCUUCGAGAACACACCCAAGGCAGUGCUCCUCUCCUUGGCCGAGGAGGACGACUUCUGAGGGGGUAGCAGGGCGGGGGGGGGGGGAGGCAGAGAGCGGACACCCCCAGAACUGUGGGGCGUCCCCAAAUAGGCCUCUGUGUGGGAGCAGGUGGCCCUACCCUGUGCUCCCCACUAGAAGCGCAGGGCGUUCCCAUUAAACAGCAGUAAUUACAGGGGGCUGGGGGCGACGGCGCACGCCUGUUGACUGACCCCAGGUUCCGGGCCAGCCUGGGCAGCUUAGUGAUGAAUGUUUCAAAUUAAAAACAGGGCUGGGGAUGUAACUCCGCGGUGAGUGUAAGGCCCCGAGUUCAAUCUACGGCAUGACAAACAAAUAAAUAAUAAAUAAAUAAGUAAACAAACAAAUCAAUCAAUCCAGCACAGCUGAGGCCGUGUCAGGCAGGAAUGGAAGGACAAGAGCACGUGUGCACUAGGAGCUACCAGCCGUCUGGCUUCUCUGCUGUGCACCUUUCUCACGGUCUUGGUCUUGGGUUCUUUGUCUUUUGUUUUGUUCUGUUU
This is a messenger RNA of Onychomys torridus (southern grasshopper mouse), 1877 nucleotides long. It is a transcript of the gene Phkg1, whose product is annotated as phosphorylase kinase catalytic subunit gamma 1. The coding region runs from base 214 to 1380 and encodes 388 amino acids. Lineage: Eukaryota; Metazoa; Chordata; Mammalia; Rodentia; Cricetidae. The record is from RefSeq and is a predicted model, not a curated record. Gene Ontology annotation, molecular function: ATP binding; phosphorylase kinase activity; calmodulin binding. The transcript is spliced from 10 exons. Gene Ontology annotation, biological process: protein phosphorylation; glycogen biosynthetic process. Gene Ontology annotation, cellular component: phosphorylase kinase complex.